AUGUGGACCGUGGUAUUUUUUUAUCAAAAUUUUCAAAAUUGGCAAAAAUUCAUAAGUUUAAUCAUCUCUAGAUUCUCAAGUUUUUGAAAAUUUUUAAAAGUGGGCGGUCUUUUCGAACAACUCUUAUUGAACACACCAGAGUUCGCAGAGAAAAGAAAAAAAAUAGGCCUUGACAGCGAGAAGUGACGUGAUAACAGAGCUAAACAACAUAUUUACGAAGAGCGUCCUAGAAAAUAUAAAUACUAUCCGACGACUGACGGACUAUCGAUUUUUCCCCUCAUUCGUGACUUACCUCCAGUUGAAUUUGUCGGGUUGCAACUUAUUCGAAAAAUUUCAGAAUACAAUGCUUUCCCGCACCCCAAUCGUCGCCGAGACUUCAACUCGCGUUUUUGUCCAUUCCCAACGGCUGUUACAUGUUCGUAAUGGGAUCUUUUUUUUUUUGCAAUAACUCUUGAUCGAAGCUUUUCAGAACAGCAACAAAGGUAUUAUCGGCAAUGCCAUCGACAAAACCAUGGAACUGGCGUCGGAAGCCACCGAUAAGCUCAAAGACGCCUACAAGACCGUCGUUGGCUCUGAACAAGCAGGCGAGGCAACUCAGCGUUACGCCAACGCUGCCAUGAACAAGGUUUUCAUUAUACAUUCUUUCCCCCGACUCAAUUUGCAUUCAAAGUCGUUUUACGCAUCACUUUACACUUGAAUGACGCUUCCUUGAAAUUCAAUAUCAAUUCCUAUUCCUUUCUACAAAAUCUAUGAGGUUGAAAGACUUGAUUCAUUAGAACGCGCAGUUGCGCGACAAACACGGCAACCAGUGGAAAGACGUGAAGAGCCGGUGGAACGGCGCCCAAGAAGCCGUCGAGAAGCACAACCGAUUCGACAAGAAGCUCGAUGACGAGACUUUCUCCGGCCAACGGAAGGUUUUCUCCCUCCUUAUAGCACGUUCUCAAGUCACACUGAUUCAGAUAAACCACGUCAAACAUCAGAAUUUGAAGAUGGAGCCAGCCAAAUCCGAAAACAGAAGAAUUUGA
Molecule: messenger RNA, 1025 nt
Organism: Caenorhabditis auriculariae
Lineage: Eukaryota; Metazoa; Nematoda; Chromadorea; Rhabditida; Rhabditidae
Source: the annotation of a GenBank genome assembly